Zygotorulaspora mrakii is the source of this 840-nucleotide messenger RNA. It is a transcript of the gene FPT1, whose product is annotated as chromatin-associated RNAPIII regulator FPT1. The record is from RefSeq and is a predicted model, not a curated record. The transcript has a single exon. Bases 1 to 840 code for a protein of 279 amino acids. NCBI's taxonomy places the organism in Eukaryota, Fungi, Ascomycota, Saccharomycetes, Saccharomycetales, Saccharomycetaceae.
AUGAAGACUGACAAGGAAACUAUUUAUCUAUAUGCCGGUGAGGAGCAUCCGAAAGUCAAGCUCACCUGUGAAAGGGAGUUUUCGAACAUCAAGGAUUUGAUAAAUUACUUUCACUCUCUUCAGGACACAUUCUACAUUGAAUUUGACACUUGCGAGACUAUCACAGAAAAUUUGAAAUUGAGAUGCAGCUCAUACGGUGGCGAUGAAUUUGACAGUUCAGUGCCAUUUUUUAUACUUGAGUAUGAUGAAAUGUUGAAUAACAUGUAUGUUUGGAAGUCCGAGGGACAGUGGGAAUCCAACAGAUUGAUUUCCAACCUGUUUUUGAGUAAAGGAGUAAAGAACGAGACUGUCAAAUCCAUAAGAUCUCAUCCCAAAUUCGAAACACAUGAGAGGCGAGAUAUGAUUGAUGUCGUAAUCGACAAAUUGAACGUUGACUGGUCAGCGAUUGAUCUGGGCGAGUUCUGGACUCAAUUGGAUCAAAUGGUCGAUCCCAAAAAAGAGGAUGUGUACUCAUUCAAGAGUUUCAUUGCGAUGGCCGUUCUGAAAACAAGAGUGAUCAAAAAUAGGAAGUUGCUGUCGAGAUCUUUGAUGACAUAUUAUCAGAAGAUAAAGUCGAGCGCUUACAAAGCCCAUCCAACUCUGCAGCAUGACGAGCCAAAGUACAUAACAACAGCAGACAUCGAGGACCAAGUAGCCACAAAUUACAAUAGUCAUUUCAAACUCAUGGCAGAAAACUAUGAGACGUUUGAUUUGAAAAACUGGGCGGCAUACCCAGCUCGCAGGUCAAAGAAACAGCAUAGGUCUCAAGAAAAGAACCGUAUUUCAAAAGUAAGAAGUUAG